AUGGCAAGCAUCAAAGGCGAAAAUGAUAUAGAUAGUUCGCCUUUAUUACACCAAACAGGAAAUGACCACACUUCUUUCCCUAGUAUGGCUUACUCAAGCUAUCGGCACGAACGAGACCACAGCGAUGACUUUGUCGGGUAUAGCGCUGUAGAACCAGCCUCGACGCUCGAUCAUGCGAUCUUCCGGGCGCCUCCCCAUGCGCAGCAGCAGUCUGAUCAGGCCGAAUCCAGCGCGCCAGCACAAGAAUCGAAACCCUGCUUCCCUGCGCUUGCAACUCGGCUGGAGAUACCUCGAUUUGAAGACAGGCGUCUGUCAUCUCGAGAAUCUUACAGGCUUAACAUCAAAGGAAAGCCGACCAGACUCAGAUCGCUAGACACGGGCCAGAAACCCAAGUCUACCUACAUGGGACGCUCCAGGUCUUUGCUACAAGUGCUGAGUCCAUCAGCUAUUCGACAGAAUAUCUUAUCGCCAAGUGAACGCUACUCGGCUGUUCAUGAGCUCGAUGAAUUAAAUGAAGAAUACCAUGUCGAUAUAGACAUUUCACUACUCGAAGGCCCGGAAGCUGCAGCAUCAUGGUCUCAAAAUAGACCUCUCACGGGCACCGAUCCCGUGUCGUCACCGGAGCAGCAAAUUGGUCCAGAUCCAAUAUUAAGGACUGAGACACCUCUAAAUAGAAAGAGCACCACAUCUCGUAUUUCCAGAAUCGGGAUUGAUGACACAAUGCGACAGUACGGGCAACAGCUAGCAAAUGAGAGGAAGAUGAUUGUCUCUGUGAAAGAGUCUGCACCGGCCGUUGAUUUAAGUACCCUAGAAGGUACCGAUCGUCGCAUGUCAAAAAACAGCUUUUCCUUUGUAAACCAGGCUGCUUCUAGUGGCAAUGAGGCUAGUUUCUUCUACCCAACCGACCCGGAAAAGCCCAAUUGGAAGCCAUUCUCAAUGAAGACUCCCUACAUAUUGAUGCUCAUCGUCGUGUCGCUUGUAUUGGCCGCUGUCCAGGAAUAUCUCUACCAACAAUCAAAGGCUUUGGAAGCCCAGGGAAACGGCCUGAUUCAGUAUAACAAGGUGGCUGAUAUACCUAUGGCUGAAUUCUUUGCGUGGAAAUAUCUUCCCACAAUGGUCACAGUUGCAUAUGGUGUCUUAUGGCAAUUGAUGGAGUAUAAUGCCAAGAGACUGGAGCCGUAUUACCAAUUAUCUCAGCCAACGGGGAAUACUGCUGCAAGGUCACUCAACCUGGACUAUGUUUCGAUGUUUCCUUAUCUUGUACCUUUCAAAGCCAUUAGAAAUGGUCAUUGGACGGUGGCAGUUGCAUCAAUAGGAGCCAUAUUUGCAACAACAGCAGCUCCCUCACUGCAGAAUCCUUCUAUCACAUCUACGAAAAACCCAAGUUGCAAAGACCUCAAGUGUUCUGAGGCCAACGGCGCUUUUCAUAUUUUGCAAGUCAACUCGGUUUGGUCUCGUCUUGUAACAGCAACACUUGUCAUAGUCGCGGCAAUGGCAGUAGUACUUUUGUUUCAACUGCGGCGAAAGUCAGGAUUGUUGAGUGACCCGAAAGGAAUUGGAGGAAUUGCAUCAAUGGCGACAAAAUCACACAUUCUCAAUGACUUUCAAGGUAUGGACGAAGCCACGGGAGACGAUAUCCACAAGAAAUUACGACACCGGCGUUAUGUACUGUACAAAUCAAGCAUCUGGCAAGGAGAGUACAUGAGACAUACAGAUGACCUUGGAUAUGAUGAUGAAAAGCAACAAGUACACUCUCCGCAUCCCAUUAUACUGCGCCUCGUCCCUGGUAUUGCGUUUCUCGCAUACCUCGCACUUCUUGUUGCCGCUAUUCCGAUCGUCACUUGGACCGCCGUAAACGAUGCGGCGCGAAGGGUACCGUGGCUCCCAGUUCUCCUAGCUGCAAUUGUCAAGCAGCUUUGGUCGACCCUGGAGUUCGCGGUAAGAAUGCUGGAGCCGUACUUCAUUCUUUCUCGAGGUCACGCGCGGCCCGAGAAAACGUUAACGAUGGAUUACCAAGGUACUCCAUAUGGAGUGUUGGCUUUUCGGGCCAUCUUGAACCGGCACUAUCUGGUUGCCCUUACUGGGCUGGGGUCUGUCCUCAGCGAUGUAUUAACUGUAACUUCAUCCUCCCUUUCCAUGCAAGAUGAAACGGCAACAUCAUUCACAGCAUCGUCGACUCUUUCAACAGCAAUCUUGUUUUUCCUCCUAUGUUCUGCAGCCCUCAUCUGGUUCCGUCGUCGCCAUGCAUUUCUGCCAAGACAGCCGUCAACGAUUGCUUCGGUUCUGGCAUUCAUUCAUCAGUCGCGCAUGCUUGAUGACUUUGUCAAUACGGAACGCUUCAGCGACGACGAGAUGCGCACCAUGCUCAUGAGUCGAAACAAACGUUACGGCCUCGGCUGGUACCGGGGGAGAGAUGGCAAGCCGCACUGUGGAGUAGACGAAGAGCCGCUGCUGAGCAAGUAUGUGCAUGGAGUGAGCUACAGGAAGGCGCAGGCUCCGUGGGAAGAUAGUGUCGGGUUCUAG
This is a messenger RNA of Talaromyces rugulosus, 2523 nucleotides long. RefSeq lists its product as uncharacterized. The coding region runs from base 1 to 2523 and encodes 840 amino acids. The record is from RefSeq and is a predicted model, not a curated record. NCBI's taxonomy places the organism in Eukaryota, Fungi, Ascomycota, Eurotiomycetes, Eurotiales, Trichocomaceae. The transcript has a single exon.